Messenger RNA from Cololabis saira (Pacific saury), 1410 nucleotides. Its product is annotated as UPF0500 protein C1orf216 homolog. The transcript is spliced from 2 exons. Bases 99 to 1118 code for a protein of 339 amino acids. Lineage: Eukaryota; Metazoa; Chordata; Actinopteri; Beloniformes; Belonidae. The record is from RefSeq and is a predicted model, not a curated record.
CGACGAGCAGAAAAGCAGCAGGAAGGUAAGAGAGCCCUGAAACAGCCCUGAAACAGCCGUGCAGGUCUGACUGUUGAUGCUGGCUGCGGAGGAGAGACAUGGGUGAGGCUCAGUCAAGGUCAGUGAUGCUCCACCAUCAGGACCUGAAUUCCGCCUACGGAGGCUCCUCCUCCUCGCUCUCCAACAGGGUGUGUGACAAAGACAGCAACUUCAACUUCCUACCAGGCAAAGAUGAUGAAGGCUUCACAGGCAAUGGAGGAGGAGGAGGAGGAGACGAGAACCGGAACCGGGUGCGGCCCCGUAACCUGACAUUGGGGCAUGACCUCCAAAGUUCCUCCACGUCUCCGUCAGGCUUUCACAACCCGGGGCUCAUCUCGCCGCUCUCCCGCCGGCCCUGCUGGAGCCCCCUGGAGCCCCUCCCUGAAAUCGAAAGCGGGGACGACGGCUACGGCCGGGUGCCCCCCGAUGGGGCGGAGGAGAGGAGGAUGGAGGAGGAAGUGGGGAAGCUGAUGAUGAGGGAUGAAAACAGAGAGCUGCAGAAGAAGAUGGAGGCGGACGAGGAGCUGGAGGACGAGUGGAGCGACAGCGACUCUGAGUCCCAGUACAGCGAGCGCUCGGGGGGGAGCAUGUCCUCCCUGAACAUAGAGGGCGGAGCAGACGCCAUGCUCAUGGGGGGCUGGGAUCGCAUCGGGGUUGGGGAGCCCAAAUCCAACCCGCAGGAAGGUGAGCCCACCGGGCCCACCAGGGCCACCAGACGGAGGAGCUCCGCUCACAAGCACCUGCCCGGGGGCACCCUGGCGGACCUGCGGGAGGAGGGGGACCUCCAGUCCUCCGACUCCGACGGCGAGCUGCCGGAGCUGACGGACGCCGUGUGGACGCUGCAGGACCGCGAGCGCUUCAAGGCCCAGGAGAUGGAGAAGCACCAGGUGCAGCUGACCAUGUACCGGCGCCUGGCGCUGAUCCGCUGGGUCCGCACGCUGCAGGCCCGCGUGCAGGAGCAGCAGAACCGCCUGCAGUCCAGCUUCGACGUCAUCCUGACCCACAGGAAGGAGCUGCUGAGGGUGGGAGCCGCCUCUGUGGCGAGCCACGCCCCCGCCGCCGCCGUGGGGCAGUCGUAAGCGAGGGCUUAGAGACCUUGUCCUGUUCGUAGCCCACAGGCUCCCCUUGCUUGCCCCCACCUGUCACCUCAGGCCGGAUGCAGCCUCCCUGGAAACUGGACUGAACCUGCAGCAUCACGCAUCCGCCAAACCACGACGAGCACUUUAAUGUCCCGUUCUGUCAGAGUAGUUUUGCAUUUGUUUGUCCUGACGUGUGUGUAGAGAACUGAACCGUUGAAAAUAUCUAAGAUUUCAAAAAUAUGAUAAAAUUAUUUGUCGCCUGAGAUGCCGGAGAAGAUAAAUUAAAGAAUAU